AGAGAUUCCUGCUUGCGCCCCAAGUAUAGAGAGCUGGGUCGAUCAAAAGAGACCCCCCUUAUCUCAGAAACCACCACCUCCCCCGAUCAAAGUAAGCCCUCUGUCCUCUGCUCACGACAGAUGCAGACGUCAUCUCUUUGUCAAUGUCUUUCAACCUUCGUGUUGUGUUUACACGGAACGAGGGCCAGGCUGGCUGGCUCUGCAGCCGUGUGCAAGGCAGUGAAUGCUGCCUGGCAUAUAUAAAAGGUGCGGCAGCAGGGCAUCUACAGGAGCCAACCACGAGGAGACCAGUGCCCAGUAUACAGGUAGGAGGACACAGGGGGAACAAUCCCACCAUCUGGGAGCAGCUGAGCAAAAUACCUGAAGGAAUAAGGUAAGGCAAAAGUGGUUACAAUCUGGCAUGUGAACUUUGGGUUCUAAGCAGACAAAGCACACCUUUCUGUUCAACCAAUUCCUGUUUUUAAAUUGAAAUGAGGGAUAAUCAUGCAGAUGGACUUACAGCCUGGAAGGAGCAUCAUCCAUACUCGGCCAAGUCUGACAGCGGAGAUCCUUGCUUGCUGCGGCUGCACAGCUAACAUGUCCCUUUAAUGCCUUGUUGCAGAAUCCUCGCUUCAUCAUGUGCAUCAAAGCUGCCCUCCUAGCAGUGCUGCUGGCCACCUUUUCAGGUUAGGCUCCUAAUAAUAAUAAUAAUAAUAAUAAUAAUAAUAAUAAUAAAGGUGCAUUUGGAGAGUGGGGAGGUUCUGGGUUGUGUUAGGGACAGCUCGGUGACCUCUGAGCAUGUGUUUGUGAGCUAUAGCCUUAACACAGUGCUUACAAUGCUCUGCUUCUAGUCCCAAGUCCCAAUCAGAGCUGCCAAAUAGAUUCAGCUUCUGGACACCUGGGCACAGAGGGGUUUUUUCCCCCUGGAGACCCCUCUAGCAGCUAUAUUAAAGAGCAGGAACGACCCUGAGCUGCAGAGGUGACCUCCCUGGUUGCCUGCACUGUUGUGCAACAUUCUCAGUAUGAGAAUCCAGCAAUGUGAGAGAACUCUGUUGGUUGCAAGUGGGUUGGCUUUUCCAUAGACUGUCUACUUUUUGUCCUUUCCUCUUUGCCUCAUCUGCACAGCUUCUCCAGCCAGUCUUCAGCGGAGCCAAGUUUGGGACUACUUCAGCCAACUGACUCAAGACAAGGGCAGCACGGAGCAAGCCCAGCAGCUGAAAGGAGGACAAGGGGUGAAGUGAGUCUGAUUCACUCUAAGCUUAUCAGUACGAUUGUGCGCUUUUUCAUUUCAGACAUUUAUCGUCCACCUUUUCCUCUAAGGAGGUUCUCCCUUUUCCUAUUUUUUUAUCCUAACAACAACCCUGUGAGGUAGGUUAGGCUGAGAGUGACUGGCCCAGGGUCACCCAGUGAGCUUCAUGGCUGAGUGGGGAUUUGAACCCUGGUUUCCCAGGUCCUAGAGGCUGACACUCUAACCAUUACACCACACUGGCUCUCACAGAACAAAGGACACAAUUGGUGGGUUUUCCUAUCCACCCCUCCAUUCCCUGAUUGGUAGGGGGAGGGGUGGGAACCAUUGUGGGGAGAGAUCAUCUGACAUAUUGGCAGAAGAAAGCAAGUGCAGCCAACAGGAUCAGGCCCUGAUGAGGCCUAAGGAAACUGUGCUGGGAACAUUGACUGAAAUGGGGUCCUGCUUGUGGGUUUUCCAAUGGGGCCUCUUGCCUGUCACUGUGAGAGCAGGAUUCUAGACUAGAUUCCAUUGGCCUGACCCAGCAGCCAGGAUCUUCUAAAGUUUUUAUUUUGAAAGAUUAUAUCCUGCCUUUCCACUGUAACAUCCUCUCAAUUGACAGAAGGUACUGUGCAUCUGCACCCCACAGCUAGAAAUGGUUCUGGGGUAAGAGGGAGGUGAGAGGGUUCACCAGCCCUUAAUAUUAACUAGUGAGGGGAAGGAGUCUCCCCUAUUGACCACAGGUACAGGCUUCCACUAUUGUUUGGGCUCCCAGUGCAUCAACAUGCAGGGGAUGACGAUGACGAUUGAUUGAUUAAAGGUAAAGGUAAAGGGACACCUGACCAUUAGGUCCAGUCGUGGCCGACUCUGGGGUUGCGGCGCUCAUCUCACUUCAUUGGCCGAGGGAGUCAGCGUACAGCUUCUGGGUCAUGUGGCCAGCAUGACUAAGCUGCUUCUGGCGAUCCAGAGCAGUGCACGGAAACGCCGUUUACCUUCCUGCCGGAGCGGUACCUAUUUACCUACUUGCACUUUGACGUGCUUUCAAACUGCUAGGUUGGAAGGAGCAGGGAUCGAGCAACGGAAGCUCACCCGUCACGGGGAUUCGAACCACCAACCUUCUGAUCGGCAAGUCCUAGGCUCUGUGGUUUAACCCACAGCGCCACCCAUGUCCCGAUUGAUUGAUUAAUUGCCUUCUAAACCACCAUCUCAAGAUAAACACAAAAACAACAAAUACAUUUAAAACAAGACGAAAACCUGCUUGCUAAUACAUAGCAAUGUAUUUAUUUAAUCUUUAAUUUAACUGCUUGCCUGGAUUCCGAGCAGCAUCGAAGUAAAGGAGAGUCCACCAUCCCUUCAUUCCAUCCUUUCUCAGUGAAGUUGAAGCUGCCUAUCAUAUAAUGGCUAGGAAGGAUGCAGGAAUAGGUAAUGGGCACUAGGAGGCCUGGUGUGGGAAGGUAUCUUGCACCCUUAAUACGUGGAGAUGCUGGAGACAGCAUCAUUGCUGAUGUGGUUGGCCUAGGAGCCAACUCCUAGGGACUGUGGGGGCUUUGGCCCCCACAAUAAAAUAUAUAAGGGGGCUGGGUCACCACAAAGUUGAUGGGCAUUCCCAUUCAAUUAUGCAGGGCGGGGCUUACCUCGACCCCCAAAAUAUUUUAUUCAAGUUGGCACCCCGGUAUGUGGCCUGGUGGAUCUGCAAAGGAGGACAUAUUUGGAACAGAGGCGGCUAGACAGUGACUUGGCGAGAGGGGAUUGAAAUGCAGUGUGGGUGGGGUUAUUGUUUUUAUUAUGUAUUUUGUCUUUUAAUCCUGUAUUUUUAUGCUUUAACUGCCCUGGGAUCUGUGGGUGAAGGGUGGUAUACAAAUUUAAUAAAUAAAUGAAAUGAAAUAACCAGUGUUGUGUGGAACAUAUACAGUGGUACCUCGGUUCUCGAAUGUCUCCACUGACGAACGUUUCGGAACUCAAAACGCCGAAAACCCAAAUGCUUCCAUUUUCAAAUGCACCUCGGAAGUUGAACGGCUUUCACUGUGUGUUUCUCAAUUUCCUCAAUGAUAUUUGCAGACCACCUUUUUAGAACAUUUUGGAACUUGGACAGUCUUCUGGAACAGAUUACUUUCGAGAACCGAGGUACCACCGUACUUGCAUUCCUGUUUGUCUGUUUAAUGAGAUACAAUAAUUGGGAUUGGUACGAGCCUAAUACAGUGGUACCUUGGGUUAAGAACCUAAUUUGUUCUGCAGGUCCGUUCUUAACCUGAAACUAUUCUUAACCUUAGGUACCACUUUAGCUAAUGGGGGCUCCCGCUGCCGCCUCCCAAUUUCUGUUCUCAUCCUGAAGCAGAGUUCUUAACCCGAGGUACUAUUUCUGGGUUAGUGGAGUCUGUAACCUGAAGUGUCUGUAACCCGAGGUACCCCUGUAAUGGGCUCUCAGACUCCAGACUUUCUUUUCAGGUCUGUGUCUCCUCUGCAAAUGUGUGCAUUCUCUCUUUUGUUCAGAAACAUGAAGGAAAGUCUCCAAGAUGGCGCCAACUACGUGGGACACGUCCUUGAGAAGUUGACCCCAGUACACAGGGGAUUCCAACCCCAGUUCUACCAAGAUGCCGAUGGACUUCGGCAGAUCAUCCAGAGGGAGGUCGAAAGCCUCCGGAGGAAACUUUCUCCUUAUAUGGAUGAGGCGCACCAAAAAAUCAGCCAGAACUUAGAAGGUCUCCGUCUCCGCCUGACUCCCCUCACAGAGCAGCUGAUGGAACAGGUCUCGCUAUGCGCAAGAGAAUUGCACCAGCAUUUCAAGCCCAACCUCAACGCAGAGGGUCUGUUGGUGGAAACUCCAGGUGCGGUCCAGAAGUUUACAGCCUCUUAUGCUGAAAAGGCAGCUACCUUUAUUGACCAGGUGAAGGAGAUUUUCCUCCCAUAUGCUGACAGGUUGGCAACUGAGAUCCAUCGUACCAUGGAAGAACUCCACAAAAGCACAACACCUCACACUGCAGUUAUGGGCCAGCAACUCGGUCAGUAUCUACAAGAAUUCUCCGGCAAGCUCACCCGCAACGUGAAGGUUCUCCAUCUCCAAAUUGAAAGGAACCUGGAUCAACUCAAGGUGCAGCUGAGCCUUCACCCCAACACCUGGGUUGCACAUCCUUCCCACAGGAGCCAAGAAAACCACCAGCUGUCUGUGGACUCCUACCUGGAAAAUAUGGCUCAGGAGGUUCAGGAGAGAAUUGAGGAGUUCAGGAGAGAUACAAUCCUUCAGAUAGACAACUUCACAAGGACCACUGACAGGGAGAUGGAAGAAAUGAAGUCCAAGCUGUCUCCCACACCCUCAUACUUGGAAGAGUUCCAGGAAAACUCCACGCCACUGGAAGACUUGCAUGCCAAGCUAGACUCCCUGUGGAAGGAUAUUUUCCAGAGUCUCAAUGAGCCGAGCACCAGCUUAUACUGAAGUUUUGUGCCCAGGCAAAUUAGGCAGUGGAGGCCUCUUUGAAAUAACCUACUUUUGGGGUGGGGGAGAUCAAACCCUUCUGAGCAGUAGUGGUUUCCCUAGACUGCCACAUCAGACUUUAAUGGUUGGGACCUAUUUUGGGCACGUCGCUCCUCCUGUGGCUCUUUUAUUCUCCUUUUCAAAAUUACAGGACCUUAGAAUUAUUGGAUACAGCUAAGCUCAAUACAUCAUCUCUUGUGGCAAACAGUAUUUUCUCCCCUCUCCUUUUCUCUAUUAUUUGGUAGGGGGUAAACAUUUAAAUAGGAGGCUACAGCCCUGAGAGCAGUGGUGUGGAACCUUCAUCUUGCAGACAUAAUCACACACAUCCCAAUUAGGCGUUUUUGGGUCCAAAACAUGUCCACCUGUCCAUCACCUGACAACUUAUGAUGCUAGCAGCAAUUCCGCCUUUCCAGACGCUGCUUGCAAUUCAGUACUUUUUUUAACCUUGGUACCUUGCGGUGACAAAAAAAAAAGCACAAUUGUGCCGAAUUGCAACUUGAAAAGGAAUCAUUGGCUGCCAGGGGGCUGAGGGUGGGGCUCACUCACCUAUCAAAGGUGGCACAUACCAGGUGAGUGAGUUUUGAAUCCAGUCAGUGGGUCAUCCAAUUCCUCACCCACACAGUUGAGUUUGCUGAAGGUUAUGCUAGGACAGGGUGGUCCAAAGUGUGGACCUCGGCAACAUUUGACACCCAGCCAGCCUUCCCAAAGCCAGGUAAGGAAGGUGCUGGGCUUUGGGAAGGAGAUGUGAGGGUUCUGACAGGGUCUUACAGUCCUCCUUCCUCCUUCCCAAAGUCUAGUGAAUGCUUCCCCAGCUUUGCGAAGGUGAGAGGGCUCUAGGACCCUGCCAGAGCCCUUGUGCCUCCUUUACAAAGUCCCAAAGUGUAUUUCUUAGCCAGCUUUGGGAAGGCAGCAUGGGGGGGGGGGCAUGAGAGAAGGGGAAAAUCAAAUUUUGGCCUUCUUUUCUCCUGUGUGGCAAGACAGUGUGCGUCCCAUGGGUUGUGUUUCAAAGCACACAUGUGCCCCACUUGGUAUGAAAAAUUGGAACUCCCUCUGUUAGAAUGAUUAAGACCUGGCUCCCAUCUUAAUUUUACUCAUGUUUUAAAAGUGUUAAGAGGCUGCUUCUGAUAUGGAGUACCUCCUUGGAUCUCCUCUUAGCGGAACAUUUUAUCCCCCACCCCCCACCCCGGCAAUGUUGAUGAUUAAAAAUCCUGCCACUGUUUUCUAUUUGAUGUAUCGUACUUUUAUUAUAGGUAUACAUAUACUGUAGUAAUGCUGUAAAUAUAUAUUUUGUAAUAAUAUGCAUUCAUGUUGUUCACCUCUUUGGGGGCCUCUGGCUAAAAAAAAAAAAGUGGCACAGUAUAUAAAUAAACUGCACCCUACCAUCCCAUGUUUUAUUCAUGAGAGGCCAGACUCUUGUGUUCACUGUGCCUCCUCAGUGUAAAUUUUACUCACUUCUGCAUUCACUCUAAAUGCACCUAAAUGCACUCUAAAUGGGUAGAAAAAUUGCCACAUCAAGAGAAGCACUGAAAACUGAAACCUCCAAAGGUUUAUGUUCAUCAUGUGAGCACAUGGUGGUGACUUUGCCUAAACAUUUUUGCCAUGUUUAAAACAAGGUUCAACCAGCUCCCGUGACACCCAACUUUUAGCUACUGUGCUCAGUAGGAGCCAGAAAGACUGAAAGAGAACAAUGAAUGAAACUACUACCAUUUGCCACUUCUGGUGCUCCAUUUAUGUAAAUACAUAAUUUCUCCUGCAGUGUUUCUUCUCUUAGAUGUUAGCACAACCACUAUGCCUAUGGAAUAGGUAAUACAGAAAUGGCUGUGGAAUCCUCAGGUCCAGUUUGUACAUCCAAUUUAUGACUGUGGUCUAAUGCAAAAAUUCAGUGGCCAGGUUGCUUACUUGAACAUAUAACGCCAAUCUUGGCCCAAGUGCACUGGCUCCAAUCAGUUUCUGACCAAUGUAAAGUGCUGGUUUUGACAUACAAAACCUUAAAUGGCUCAGGACUGCAAUACAUCCAGGACCGCCUCUCCUCAUAUGUGCACUGCAUCCAUCAUCUGAAGCUCUUCUUCAUGUGUCCCCUCCAUGAGAGGUCCACAGAGCAGCAACACGAGAAUGGGCCUUUUCUGUGGUGGCUCCCUAUUUGUGGAAUGUUCUCUCCAUGGAGGCUUGCCUGGUGCCUUCAUUACAUAUCUUUAAUAAUAAUAAUAAUAAUAAUAAUAAUAAUAAUAAUAAUAAUUUAUUUGUAUCCUGCCCUCCCCAGCUGGGAUCAGAGUGGCUAAUAUCAUAAAAACAACACAAUAUGCAUAAAAACAGCCAACAAUUUAUUAAAAUACAUCUUAAAAUUAAUUCAGACAAAUUAAAAUCUGGGCAGAUGGCAAUUAUCAGGUUGCAACUGAGAGUGGUUAAUACUUGCCAGGACCAACUGUUUCCACUGAUCAUACAAGGACCUGUGAGCAGGUUGGGGGUCUCCUUCGGGCUUGUUUUAUACAAAGGAAAGUAAGUCAAACUGCAUCUUGCCCAAAGGCCAGGCAAAAACAUUCCUUUUCUCCGAGGCCUUUGGCUAAUUAAACAAUCUGGCCUUUUAAAUAGCGUAGUAGGGGGAGUGUUAUUGUUUCUUGUUACCUAUAAUAUGUAUUUUUGUGAUCCUUGAAGGUGGUAUAGAAAUUUAAUUUUAAAAAAAUGAAAACAUGCACUAAAAUUGCAAAACAACUGAACUUCUAGGUUUCAAUUGCCUUCCAAUAGUUGCGAAACUAAGCACAAAAUAUUUACCAAGCUCUGCUUUGGUUGCCACAAAGUAGUUUUGCACCACUUAUUUACUAAUCUCCCUCCACCCCCGCUGACUGUGUAUAUAUGUGUGUGUGCCUGAUCAGUAUGAAUCUGUGAACAAAGCAGUGCCGCUACACUUUCUGCAUCAAACUUGGCUUCCUUGUCCUGCAUUGUAAAUGGCUUUUUGACUGUCUGUAAUAAAGUAACAUUUCCACUGGUCCUGCCUCUUGUUUUGUCUGAAUCUGCAAUGGUCUACCACAGUGCAAAGGGAGGGCUGAAAACUCUGGUCCAGGCAUUAAACUUUAAGCAGAGACCCACCCCAUCCAUGUGCGCGUGCGCACACACCCCCACACCCCCAACUGGAAGAGCUUGGUUCCUGGAUCAGGCCAAGGUGGACCUGUCUAGCCAAGCACUCAGGUUCCCACCCACACUGGACAUGCACAACCCUUUAGGAUGCCUGCAAGCAGCUCCUCCCCAGCAACUGGUAGACUUCUCCUGGCUCUGGAGGUUCUAUUGAGGCCCCUCAUUUCCCAGCGGCUUGCAGCCUGGCCAGGCAAGGGCUCGACUUGUCUUCCCACCCGGCCAAGUGGUUCCUGGUGGUGCCUUUGCCACCGGACUGGGAGAGGAACGCUUCCCUUUCUGAGGUCUAACCGACAGCAGGAGGAUCUAGCAGCCUGGCUUUCCAGUAUGCCCACGUGGACAGAAAUUCCAUCCCAGGGUUUCUCCCCCUGUUGAACUUCUGCCUCCCCGCUGGCCCUCUUAUUUCUCCCCCUGUUGAACUUCUGCCUCCCCGCUGGCCCUCUUAUUUCUCCCCCUGUUGAACUUCUGCCUCCCCGCUGGCCCUCUUAUUUCUCCCCCUGUUGAACUUCUGCCUCCCCGCUGGCCCUCUUAUUUCUCCCCCUGUUGAACUUCUGCCUCCCCGCUGGCCCUCUUAUUUCUCC
Podarcis lilfordi (Lilford's wall lizard) is the source of this 8380-nucleotide messenger RNA. Lineage: Eukaryota; Metazoa; Chordata; Lepidosauria; Squamata; Lacertidae. The record is from the annotation of a GenBank genome assembly.